Messenger RNA from Beauveria bassiana ARSEF 2860, 2700 nucleotides. Its product is annotated as proteasome/cyclosome. The record is from RefSeq and is a predicted model, not a curated record. Gene Ontology annotation, biological process: proteasome-mediated ubiquitin-dependent protein catabolic process; regulation of protein catabolic process. The transcript has 4 exons. Gene Ontology annotation, cellular component: proteasome complex; proteasome storage granule; proteasome regulatory particle, base subcomplex. Gene Ontology annotation, molecular function: enzyme regulator activity. Lineage: Eukaryota; Fungi; Ascomycota; Sordariomycetes; Hypocreales; Cordycipitaceae. The coding region runs from base 1 to 2700 and encodes 899 amino acids.
AUGGCUCAAGACGCCGAUCUGCCGAAAGCGGCCGACAAAGGAAAGGGAAAGGCUGUCGAUGACCCCAAGAAUGAAAGCACCAUUGUCAACGGCAAGAAGGCAGCCGACGAGAAGGCUGAUCCAGCCACUGCCGAGGAAGAGCUCAAUGAAGAAGACCAGCAGCUCAAGGGUGAGCUCGACAUGAUGGUGGAACGAUUGACUGAAACAAACAAAGAACUCUACAAGACAGCGCUCGAGGCCAUGAAGACUUCGAUAAAGACUUCCACAUCAUCGAUGACGGCUGUACCGAAGCCUCUCAAAUUUCUAAGACCGCACUAUGAAACGUUGACGAAUCUGUAUGAAGAGUGGCCCGCUGGCGACAACAAGACGUCUCUAGCCGAUGUGCUGUCCGUCAUCGGCAUGACGUUUUCCGACGAGGACAGACAAGACACCCUCAAGUUUCGUCUACUCGCGCCGACAUCCGACAUUGGCUCCUGGGGCCACGAAUACGUUCGCCACCUGGCGCUGGAAAUCGGCGAGGUCUACGUCAAGCGCAUCACCGCCGAUGAGCCAACCAAGGAUCUCCUUGACCUCGCGCUCACUCUUGUUCCUCUGUUUAUCCAGAGCAACCAGGAAGCGGAUGCAGUUGAUCUCAUGAGUGAACUCGAAAUCAUCGAUCAGAUCCCGAAACACGUCGACGAAAACACAUACUCCCGAGUCUGUCUGUACAUGGUCAGCAUGGUCAACCUUCUCACAUAUCCCGACAACGAGCAGUUUCUGCGCACCGCCCACAAGAUUUACCUCGAGUACAAGCAGUAUGCCCGUGCCAUGGUUCUGGCUAUCCGACUUCACGAUUACGAUCUGAUCCGCUCCGAUUUUGUCAAGGCCGAGGACCCUGCCCUCAAGAAGCAGCUAGCUUUCCUCAUCGCCCGCCAAAGAAUAGCACUGGAGCUGCCCGGCGAUGAGGAUGAGGAACUUAAUAACUGCUUAUCGAAUCUGAAGCUUGCCGAGUACUUUAAAUCACUGGCUAAGGAGCUCAACAUUCUUGAGCCCAAGACAACAGAAGACAUCUAUAAGAGUCACCUCGAAAGCAGUCGCGUUGCUGGCAUGACCAACCUCGACUCUGCCAGGCACAACUUGGCUGCCGCCUUUGUCAAUGCCUUUGUCAAUGCAGGCUUUGGUAAUGACAAGAUGAUGCUCGUUGAGGGUGAGAAAGAGACCUGGGUUUGGAAGACCAAGGGCGAUGGAAUGAUGUCAACGGUGGCUUCUAUGGGCACUCUCCUCAUGUGGGAUAUUGAGAAUGGUCUCGACAAGAUUGACCGUUAUACGUACUCCAGCGAGAAUGAAAUAUCGGCGGGAGCCAUGCUUGCUAUUGGUAUUAUGAAUUCUGGAGUUCGUGUGGAGUCGGAGCCUGCCCUGGCGCUGCUGGCUGAUGCCGAGAAGCUUCAAGGGCCCAACCCUCUGGUUCGCACAGCUUGCAUCAUGGGACUCGGAUUGUCUUACGCAGGCUCGAAUAAAGAGGAACUAUUGGAGCUUCUCUUACCCAUCAUCAGCGAUUCUUCGCAGGACAUGCAAAUUUCUGCCAUGGCUGCUUUGGCAUGCGGUAUGGUCUUUGUUGGGUCUUCUCACCCUGAAGUCAGCGAAGCUAUAGUGACCACUCUGAUGGACGAUGACCGCAAGAACCAGUUGACUGAUAAGUGGACUCGCUUCCUGGCCCUGGGUCUUGGUCUGCUGUUCUUCGGGCGUCAGGAGGAGGUUGACGUGAUUCUUGAGACUCUCAAGGCUGUUGAGCAUCCUAUGGCCAAGCCCACUGCUGUGCUAGCCGAGAUUUGCGCCUGGGCUGGUACUGGUGCCGUGCUCAAGAUCCAGGAGCUGCUGCACAUCUGCAACGAGCACAAGGAGGAGUCCGACGAUAAGAAAGGCGAUGAGCUUCUCCAGGCUUACGCUGUAAUUGGUAUCGCUCUCGUUGCCAUGGGCGAGGAUGUAGGUCAAGAGAUGGUUUUGCGCCAGUUUGGUCACCUUAUGCACUAUGGUGAGGCCAACAUCCGCAAGGCCGUCCCUCUGGCCAUGGGUCUCAUCAGUCCCAGCAACCCCCAGAUGAAGGUAUACGACACUCUGUCACGAUACAGCCACGACACCGACCCCGAAGUCGCCAUCAACGCCAUUUUCGCCAUGGGCAUGCUCGGUGCCGGCACCAACAACGCUCGUCUGGCACAGCUCCUCCGCCAGCUGGCCAGCUACUAUCACCGUGACCAGGACGCCCUCUUCAUGGUCCGCAUUGCGCAGGGCCUCCUGCACAUGGGCAAGGGCACCAUGUCCAUCAACCCCUUCCACACUGACCGCCAGGUGCUGUCCCGCGUCGCCGCCGCCGGUCUGCUCUCCACCAUGGUGGCCAUGAUUGACCCCAAGGAGUUUAUCACAUCCAACUCGCACUACCUGCUGUACUUUCUCGUCACUGCCAUGCACCCGCGCUUCUUAGUGACGCUCGACGAGGAUCUCCAGCCCCUCAAGGUCAACGUGCGCGUUGGCCAGGCCGUCGACGUGGUUGGUCAGGCCGGCCGCCCCAAGACGAUUACCGGCUGGCAGACGCAGAGCACACCAGUCCUUUUGGCGUACGGUGAGAGAGCAGAGCUCGAGGAUGAGCAGUACAUUAGUUUGAACAGCACACUCGAAGGCUUGGUGAUUUUGCGCAAGAACCCGGACUGGGAAGAGGAGCAAUAA